This is a messenger RNA of Lingula anatina, 3181 nucleotides long. Its product is annotated as solute carrier family 41 member 1. Gene Ontology annotation, cellular component: plasma membrane. NCBI's taxonomy places the organism in Eukaryota, Metazoa, Brachiopoda, Lingulata, Lingulida, Lingulidae. Gene Ontology annotation, molecular function: monoatomic cation transmembrane transporter activity. The record is from RefSeq and is a predicted model, not a curated record. Gene Ontology annotation, biological process: monoatomic cation transport.
UUAAUACUUAUGUUACAUGUACGUAAAAAGAUGGUCCCUCACAUCCUUCCGAACUGCUCUACGACAAUACCCAACAAGUCGGGUGAUGACUCAGGCAGAGAAUUGACCUCUCCACGCCAUAGGAGAGGAUCUGGAGAGCCUGGAGACAAAUAUGUCCAUCAAAAACACAAUGGCUCACAUGCUAUUCUCGACAAUACUAUUGAAACGCUGAGGACAGCUUCUGGAAAUUCAUUAAGUAAUGGCAGUGCACCGCUAGAGGAGGAAGAAAUUGUAAGUGACACAGAACCCCUGCUGCAGCAACAACACAGAGAAGCAAGUAGGAAGCUAGAGGGAGAUUUUGAUGAUGGGCCAGAGUUUGAUUUUCGUUCUCCUCCCCCUGAGACGGAAGAGACAGCUCUGACAAUUGCUCUGCAGGUGUUUGUUCCUUACCUCAUAGCUGGAUUUGGAACUGUAGGAGCAGGCCUAGUGUUAGAUGUUGUGCAGCAUUGGGAAGUGUUUGCCAAGGUCUCAGAGGUGUUUAUACUAGUCCCAGCUUUAUUAGGACUGAAGGGAAACCUGGAAAUGACUCUGGCAUCACGGCUCUCCACACAGGCCAAUCUGGGGAACAUGGACAAAGCAUCAGAACAGUGGAAAAUGAUAGGAGGGAAUUUAGCACUGACGCAGGCUCAGGCAAUCAUUGUUGGGUUUCUUGCUGCCAUAGCUGCUAUGGUGAUGGGAUGGAUACCUGAGGGCAAGUUUAGUCUGUCCCAUGCCCUGUUAUUGUCUGCAAGCAGUGCCUUGACAGCAUCUUUGGCUAGUCUAGUCUUAGGAAUAGUAAUGAUAGGUGUAGUAAUGCUGUCUAGAAAAUGUGGGAUUAACCCAGACAACGUGGCCACACCCAUAGCUGCCAGUCUAGGGGACUUGACCACCCUGACUUUCCUGGCUUCUAUUAGUAUGGUGCUGUUUAAAGCCAUUGGUCAGCAGGUGUGGCUGUCCCCCUUGGUGGUCAGUCUGUGUCUGGUGGUCACUCCAGUGUGGCUGGUGGUAGCCUACAGGAACAAGUAUACUCAUGAAGUGGUCUACACUGGCUGGACUCCUAUUAUAUGUGCCAUGGUCAUCAGCAGUGUGGGAGGGCUGGUGUUGGAUUUUGCUGUGUCAAAUUUCCACGGAAUUGCUGUGUUCCAACCUGUGAUAAACGGUGUUGGUGGAAAUCUAGUAGCUGUUCAAGCCAGUCGUCUUUCUACAGCUCUUCAUAAAGUCAGUGUGCCAGGACGUUUGCCAGAGGGGUCACCCAGGGGGUGUGCAAACCCCUUCUCCGUUUUCUUUGGAAAAGUCAGAGGUUUAAGGGGUAUGAGUCCAAAGACGGUUCGGGUCCUGAUAUUAAUGGUGAUUCCAGGACACCUGAUCUUCAUCUACACCAUAGCUUUCAUGAGUGCUGGCCACACAUCCAUUACCUGGAGAUUUGCUCUGGUCUAUCUCAGUGCUGCAAUCAUACAGGUUGCCAUUUUGUUGUACAUAGCCAUAUGGAUGGUCCAUUACAUGUGGAAGAAUGGGGACGAUCCUGAUAACUUUGCCAUACCGUACCUCACAGCACUGGGAGACUUGCUGGGCACAGGACUCCUGGCUGUGGCUUUCCUCAUACUGUACAGUGUGGGAGACAAGGAUGCCGAUGUGGGAGAUUAAGGAUACAGGGGAUUAGGGGAUUAAAGAUGAAGAACGAAAUUAUUUAUUAGUGACUCUUAGGUGAACAGCAAUCACUCAUUAGCCUAUUUUAAGAUCGAGAUAUUUAUUUAUUUAUUUGUAUAGAUUUUUCAACACGCUUUUAUACAAGUGUCUAUAUCACAUUUGGAGAGUUUUUCAUUUCGAAUUCCAUAACGCAAAGUUUGAAAUAUGUGGAUCAUAUCAGACACCUUCACAUAGUCCCAAGACUGUCAUCAAACAAUUGAAAUUAGUUCCUUUCUUUCAAGUUUUGGAUAAAUAAUACAUUACAUUGGAUGGUUUGUGAUAAAUUUAUGUAAUUAUGUUGGUUUUUUUGGUUUUAGUUGAAAUUUACAAUGAUUGUGAACCUACAGAUAUAACAUACAUAACAUUUCACAGGAUCUAAGCACUGGUUCAAGAUACUCAGUUUUUGAAGAUGUUUAAGACAGAAAAUCCAUUCUGUAGCCCACAGGCAAUGGGGAAUAACUACCAAUAUGUGUAUCUUUAUGAAUUUUGAUAAAUUUAUAUUGGUUGCUUAGUCUGUCAGACUGAUACUGUGCAGAAAAAGACAGGUGCAAGGAAGAGACUGUGAUAUUAAGGAUAAAUCAUGUGUUAAAAUAAUGUAUUAAGCAGAUCUGUUGGAUAAUAUUUAUGAACUCUUUAUCAGCUAACGCUUAGAAUUGUCCUCUGGAUUUUAUGAGAUCUGAAAAGGGUCAGAAAAUGAAUUUGCGUGGUAAUCCUUUAACGUUGAUGGGGGAAUCAAAUGCAUUAAUGACAGUACACUGAACUAGAUUAGUCUAGUAAACUGACAUAUAACUUAUUCAGGCAGAAUCUUACUUGCAAUAAUAAUCUUCUUGGUGGGUUGAAAAAAUCAAAUAUUUUAUCCACCUACGGGCUCGUGUACAUCACCUGAUUUUUACUCAGUGAAGCUUUACAGGUACAAUAGAGAUUUUUUUCUCAAAAAAUGUGAGUUACUCUGAAGCGGAAGUUUAUGUGAUAUCUCUUUUCUGACAGACAGAGUAUGAUUUAGGUUGAUGCAUUGAUUAAAUGAUAGCAGUUAAAGGGGAUUUGUUGGAGGUAAAACCACAGUGGCAUUUCUCACCUUACACAAUAUAAGAUAUUAAAGCCAAAAUGAUGGGUUACCUAAUACAGUUUUAAUUGUGUCAUAGGGAAGCCAUCAAUUUGACUGACUCUUAGACCCCAUUUCCAGAGAUUAGAUCCAUCUACUUUAGAUCGACCUAACUCCCUGGGGGUUCACGCUAAAUAGCUGUCAGCCGAACGGUCUAAUGAUAGCAGUUAAAGGGGAUUUGUUGGAGGUAAAACCACAGUGGCAUUUCUCACCUUACACAAUAUAAGAUAUUAAAGCCAAAAUGAUGGGUUACCUAAUACAGUUUUAAUUGUGUCAUAGGGAAGCCAUCAAUUUGACUGACUCUUAGACCCCAUUUCCAGAGAUUAGAUCCAUCUACUUUAGAUCGACCUAACUCCCUGGGGGUUCACGCUAAAU